AACCCAACAAGCCUCCACCAGUGGCCAACGGCGAGCUGCGCCUCAACGGCAAGGGGAAGAAGCUGCGCAAACCACGCACCAUCUACUCCAGCCUGCAGCUGCAGGCCCUCAACCAACGCUUCCAGCAGACCCAAUACCUGGCGCUGCCCGAGCGUGCCGAGCUGGCGGCCCAGCUGGGGCUCACCCAGACCCAGGUCAAAAUCUGGUUCCAGAACAAGCGCUCCAAAUACAAGAAGAUCAUGAAGCAGGGCUCGAGUGCGCCCGAUGGGGAGCAGCACCUGCACACCUCCUCCUCACUGUCCCCCUGCUCCCCCAGCAUCCCCCCGCUCUGGGACAUCCCUGUGCCGGGCAAAGGGCCCCCGCUGCCCCCCAACAACUACAUCAGCAGCUUUGGAGCCUGGUACCAGCCGCACCCUCAGGACUCCAUGCCCCGUGGUCCCAUGAUGUGACACCACUAUGGCUGCAGCACCCAGCGGCUCCGGGAGGGCCAGCAAGGGGGGGACGUGCCUCCGAGCCCUGAUGGGCGAUGCUAUGGGGAACCCCAGCAAAUGGAGGAUGAAGAAGAGGAGGAGGAAGGUGACCGCUGUCU
Messenger RNA from Meleagris gallopavo (turkey), 589 nucleotides. Lineage: Eukaryota; Metazoa; Chordata; Aves; Galliformes; Phasianidae. The record is from RefSeq and is a predicted model, not a curated record.